Rhizophagus irregularis DAOM 181602=DAOM 197198 is the source of this 393-nucleotide messenger RNA. RefSeq lists its product as uncharacterized. Lineage: Eukaryota; Fungi; Glomeromycota; Glomeromycetes; Glomerales; Glomeraceae. The record is from RefSeq and is a predicted model, not a curated record. Gene Ontology annotation, molecular function: DNA-binding transcription factor activity, RNA polymerase II-specific; RNA polymerase II cis-regulatory region sequence-specific DNA binding; zinc ion binding. Gene Ontology annotation, biological process: positive regulation of transcription by RNA polymerase II; negative regulation of transcription by RNA polymerase II.
AUGUCUCAAAUUAAUGACGAACAAGAAGAAAUUGUAUACGAAGAAUGGAUGUAUGAUCUAACAGUGGUAGAUUUUGUUAUCGCAGGUUUAAUACCUAUUGAUAAAGCAGUUUCACUUAUAAAACAAUGGGAACUCGAAGAUAAAAUUGCUGCUGCAACCAAUUAUCAUCCGAAAAUUUUUGAAAUUUUAACUAAUCCAAAUAUAUCGGCAAGAAAUGCUUGUGUAAAUUGUAAUACCACUAAAUCUCCAGCAUGGAGAAGAGAUGAUCAUGGUAGAUUACUCUGUAAUGCUUGCGGAUUAUAUUUGAAACAACAUGGAAAGAAACGACCUGUUGAACAUAUACAACAAGGAAAUAAUAAAUGUAAAAGAUCAAAAAUUGAUUCCAACAUGUGA